This is a messenger RNA of Lampris incognitus (smalleye Pacific opah), 2659 nucleotides long. RefSeq names its product DnaJ heat shock protein family (Hsp40) member B1b (gene dnajb1b). The record is from RefSeq and is a predicted model, not a curated record. NCBI's taxonomy places the organism in Eukaryota, Metazoa, Chordata, Actinopteri, Lampriformes, Lampridae. Gene Ontology annotation, molecular function: transcription corepressor activity; Hsp70 protein binding. The transcript has 3 exons. The coding region runs from base 408 to 1466 and encodes 352 amino acids. Gene Ontology annotation, cellular component: cytosol.
CAUACCGUACAACGGGACCCGAAUGAGGUUUUCAAACUUUUCCUCCGCGCAGCUCUGGAAGAUUGCAAAACUGCGCAGCACUGCCGACACACAGACGCGUUUCGUUUGCGUCGGGCGUGUGUCUGCCUGUCACCACAUAGGCGUGCCAUGGGUGUGAGGUAGCUCUGACGGGUCUGCAGCCGACUGUUCGGGAGGAUGAUGGAAUAUUCUGGAACAUUCCGUUGUCCGUUUAAAUAAAAUGGCCGAGUCGGAAUCAGAAGAGUAGCGUCUAGUGUUCCGGCCAAGGAGGACGAGACCAGACAGCCUCCGUGUGCCUUGCUUUGAUGUCGCGUAAGGAGGCGAGAGCCUGAAGUUUCCUCUCUACCCGGAUCAGCCUAUUCGACAGCGAAAUACCUUUUGUGGUCAAAAUGGGCAAGGAUUACUACGACGUGUUGGGCAUUAAGAAGGGAGCCUCGGAAGACGACAUAAAGAAAGCCUAUCGUAAACAGGCUCUGCGCUUCCAUCCGGAUAAGAACAAGUCUCCGGGAGCCGAGGAGAAAUUUAAAGAAAUUGCAGAAGCCUACGACGUGUUGAGUGACCCCAAGAAGAAGGACAUAUACGAUCGUUUCGGCGAAGAAGGUCUAAAGGGUGGUGGUCCCGCAGGUGGUGGCGGUGGUGGUGGUGGUGGUGGUGGUCCCAAUACAUUCAGCUACACUUUCCAGGGGGAUCCUCAUGCCAUCUUUGCAGAGUUCUUUGGGGGGCGUAACCCCUUUGAGCAGUUCUUUGGUGGUCGUAAUGGAGCCAUGGACAACGACAUGGACACAGGGGACCCUUUUCAUCGCUUUGGGAUGGGAGGCAGUGGAAUCGGGGGGUUCCCGCGCUCCUUCAGCACCGGUAUGGGAGGGUUUGGGGGUCCCAACAAUAGCUUGAUGAAACGUCAAGACCCCCCUGUGGUCCAUGACCUCCAGGUGUCCUUGGAAGAAGUAUUUACUGGUUGUACCAAGAAGAUGAAGAUCUCACACAAAAGGCUAAACCCUGAUGGGCGAACAUCAAGAACUGAGGAUAAGAUCUUAGAGGUGGAGAUCAAGAAAGGAUGGAAGGAGGGGACCAAAAUCACCUUUCCCAAGGAGGGGGAUGAGACCCCCACCAACAUUCCAGCUGAUGUUGUCUUUGUUUUGAAGGACAAGCCACAUCCGGUUUUCCGACGCGAUGGCUCUGACAUUAUUUACCCAGCCAAGGUUACCCUCAGAGAUGCCUUGUGUGGAAGCACAGUCAACGUACCCAAAUUGGACGGCAGGACCGUCGCAGUGAAGUCUGCAGAUAUAGUGCGGCCAGGGAUGAAACGACGCUUGCCCAGGGAGGGGUUGCCUUUGCCGAAAUCCCCUGGACGCCGUGGAGACUUGGUAGUGGAGUAUGAGGUCAAGUUUCCAGAAAGGCUAAGCCAGAGUGCCCGUGAGGUGGUUGCUCAGGUGCUGCCAUCAUCUUGAAGCAAAGGACAGAAACUCCGCGGGCUUCCUUUUUAAGGUUUCUUCUCUGUUUCAAAGCUGCCAAGUGAGAUGGACUUCACUAAAGAUGAAAGGGAAGCCCAUAUGGACUAUAAAAUUGCAGUGGACAAUAAGAGACAGAUUUUAACAGUUUGCCCACUUUGCACAUGUCAGUCAGUGUUGAGUUCUCUGCUCUGUAUUCCUGUUGCAUCUUCUCUUUGCUAGGGUCAUUGAUAAAUUAACUUAGCACACUGUGCUUUUCCUGCUGGAAUUUCUCAUUGUAGGUGAAUGGUUAUAGUUUGAAUGUACUGUAGGGUGUUUAUUUUAUCUCAGGACUCCAAAUUAGUGGGGAUAUGUGUCAGGGUCAGACAUAGAGCUAAAAAUGACCUUUGUUUUUCUUAGAACACAUUCACCAGCUUAUUUUGUUAGUUAGAAGCAAAUUAUCCAACUGACUGAGCAUUUCAGGCAGCUGGGCUGUUAAGACUGGCUGAGGAAAAUGACUGUUGGCUGGUCUUUAUCCUUCAUUCCUUUGUGGGAUGUUCUUUAAAGAUAUGUAUUGAUCGGAAAGGUCAGGAUAAGUUGUAAUAUCACCAUAUUACACCUUGUUCUGGUCAAAUUGCUCAUUAGUCCAUAUAAGAUAUUUCAGUGUAGAUACCAUAAAAGAAAUAUUUGCAAUAUCAAAGCACUUGAUAUAUUUUUGGAAGAGCAUAAAGAUUAUUGCCUGUUUUUGUUUUUCAAAGAGGAAAAAUUAUAGAUAUAUACAUGAAUACUGUCUAUGCAGUGACCUGUUAUACUGACUUCCGCACACCAAAAUUGCCUAGUUUACCUUCUAUUACAUGCUCCUGUGGUAUUGCUAGUAAAAUACCUACUCAUGGCUUGGCUUCAGUCAUCGUUACCCAUUUGUUUGCCUUCUUGGCUUCCUCCUUUUCAAAAAUCGAAGAGCUGUGUCUUCCCAGUCAGUGUUAACAGUACCUGGGGAAAAUGCCACCCCUUUCCCUCGAACUGCAGUGUUUCAGAGGAUAUAUGACCAAAUGUCAAAUAUCAGCACAUUAGUUGUGGGUUGUUUUUGCUGAGCAAGAUUAUAUUUUUAUCAAAAUACAGUUUACUUUUGUUCAUGCAAAGGAUGUAAAAAAAAAUACCGCUGUGAACUAUGAAUUUCUUCUUGCACUGUUGGAAUAAAAGUACUCCAUCACUAA